ACCGGAGUACUUGUGCGCCCGGCUUAACGCGAAGGGAUAGGGGAGAGGAUUUGAGGCGCCGGAGAUCUCCGGUUUCUUCAAACAAUAGUGGAGAGGACGCGAUGGUCGCCUUUUUAAUUUUUGAAACCACAGGGGAAGUUCAGGACCCCUCAUCUUUCCUAUUGUUGCUCAUACGGAGACCACGUAGCUCUCCGGAGCGGUUUUAAACGUGCGAGGAAGCGCGUAUCCUUUAUUAAUGUAACUUGAGGAUGUGAAAGGAGGCACGGAAGAUGCGCCUGGAAGGAAGGAGCGCGUCCAGUUUGAUUGUAGGCCGAAGGGUUUGAAUUUUCUGCCUGGUGGGAAUUUCAUUGCCUCCAUUCAUUUCCAAAGAAGGCGUCCCGUUUUGGAGAAGGAAAGGGGGAUAAAGGGAACUAGCAUUUGGAUCAUUUGGCAUCAGGACGCUACCAGUGGGGCCUGGGAGUCUCCCAUUGUCCUGCCUUUCUACAGCAACCCCCUUUUUGUAUUUUGUAGGUUCCACAACACCUUAUAUUCUCCCAAAAUGCUGCGGGUCCUCACAAUCUCAACAACUUCAUCUCUCCCCUGCUGCAACUCACCUACCAAUCAUCAUCAUCAUCUCCCACUCCCCUUCAUCCUCUCCUCCUCCCCCUUUCUGUAGCCUCUCUGAGUCUUCCACCUCCCUUCUCCUGCUUCCUCCUCAUCGACCUCCAAGAUAGAUUCCCUCAGGAGCAAGGUUGACCUUCUCAAGCUGCCCCUGGCUCUGUCCACUAAGUCCAUCUCUGAACGCAAGAGCCAGCUGGGAGGAGUCUGCGAGCAGCUUAGCAGAGGGGGAGGAGGAGGAGGCGGGGCUCUUAAAGCCCGCUCACCGCCGACCCGAGACAUGGACAACGAGUCGCAGUACUCGGGCUACUCAUACAAGUCCUCCCACUCCAGAAGUUCCCGGAAGCACAGAGAUCGGAGGGACCGUCACCGCUCCAAAAGCCGAGAUGGCAGCAGUCGAGGAGACAAAUCAGUCACCAUACAAACUCCCGGAGAGCCACUACUCGAUGCAGAGUCAACACGUGGAGAUGACAGGGAUGAUAACUGGGGGGAGACCACGACUGUUGUCACCGGCACCUCCGAGCACAGCAUCUCAAAUGAGGACCUAACCCGCGUCACCAAAGACUUGGAGGAAUCAACCCCGCUGGAGUGCAAGCGCUUUGUUGGUCCGGUGCUGGGAGGCUGCCUGAGCUUCUUCGCGCUGGUCACACCGCUCGCCUUCCUCAUCCUCCCGCAGGUCCUAUGGCGUGAUGCCCUUGAUUCUUGCGGCACUCCAUGUGAAGGCCUCUAUGUCUCCCUUGCCUUCAAGCUCCUAGUCCUGCUCAUCUCCUCCUGGGCGCUGUUCCUCCGCCCUCCCCGCGCCACCCUGCCACGUUUCUUUGUCUUCCGCUGCCUGUUAAUGGUACUGGUGUUCCUGUUUGUGGCAUCCUACUGGUUGUUCUACGGCGUGCGGGUACUGGAGCCCAGGGAGAGGGACUACAGGGGCAUCGUGGAGUACGCUGCCUCGCUGGUGGAUGCCCUGCUCUUCAUCCAGUACCUGGCUCUUGUGCUGUUGGAAGUUCGACACCUGCAGCCGGCCUUUUGCCUUAAGGUGGUCCGGAGCACAGACGGAGCCAGCAGGUUCUACAAUGUGGGCCACUUCAGUAUCCAGCGGGCAGCUGUCUGGGUGCUGGACCGUUACUACAGCGACUUCCCUGUUUACAACCCUGCUCUGCUUAACCUGCCCAAAUCCAUCCUGUCCAAGAAGAUGACUGGCUUCAAGGUUUACUCCCUGGAUGAAAACACUACCAAUAACUCCACGGGCCAGUCGCGGGCCAUGAUAGCGGCUGCUGCCAGGAGGAGAGACAACUCUCACAACGAGUAUUACUAUGAGGAGGCUGAGAUGGACCGCAGGAUCCGCAAACGCAAGGCCAGGCUGGUUGUGGCAGUCGAAGAGGCCUUCACACACAUCAAGCGUCUCCAUGAGGAGGAGGUGGCCUCAUCCCCCAAACACCCCAGAGAGGUGAUGGAUCCUCGGGAGGCAGCUCAAGCAAUCUUUGCCCCAAUGGCCCGGGCCAUGCAGAAAUACCUGAGAACCACACGACAGCAGGCCUUCCACAGUAUGGAGAGCAUCCUCACACACCUGCAGUUCUGCAUCACGCAUAACAUGACGCCCAAGGCCUUCCUGGAACGUUAUCUCACCCCCGGCCCCACCAUGCAGUACCAGCAGCAGAACGGCAGAGGGCGCCAGUGGACCUUAGUGAGCGAGGAGCCGGUGACCUCGGCCCUGCGUCAGGGUCUGGUUUUCUCCCUGCGUCGUCUAGACUUCUCCCUGGUUGUCACGGUGACGCCACUCCCCUUCCUUCGCCUCGGGGAAGAGUUCAUCGAUCCGAAGAGCCACAAGUUUGUCAUGCGGCUGCAGUCAGAGACCUCAGUGUGAAGGCUUCCAGCUUAUCUUCUCUUGUACUGACACCCCAAUGUCAUCCACCCUUCACUUUCAUGAGAGGAGCGCUGCCUUGCUGGUCAUCACAGAUGCUCUAAUAUCAAACUGAGAUCAGCUCAAUAAGGGUCCAAACCCUGGAAAUGAACAGAUGCCUUGACCUCUUCUCAUUCAGUGUUGUCUGUACAACACACUGUAAAAAUUCAUUUUAUGUCUGUCUAAGGGGACUUUUUCUUCUUUUGUCACUGUUUUUGUUGUAACCACUGAACUACUUUACUGUGCUGACUCAAACACGAACACCAGAAGAGGGGGAUUACAUCACACUCAUCACUUCCUCUCUGCGGUGUCUUACAAAAUGGGCGGACUGGUGCCUCACUGCCUCCUGGUUCUCUUUGUUGUUUUCUCCGACAUGAUGAGAGCUUGUUUUUAUAUUUGAGGAAGUGACUUCUCAUUUUAAACCUACAGAAUGUAGCAUUAUGUGCAGUGAGAUAUUGUCUUUUUUAUGUGACUUUUAAAGAAGAAUGGAUGUACAUUCCUAAUCUGUUGCUACUCCAGUCCGUAUGUUCACACUGGCCUUUUUUUUGUUACUAUCAGCAUCCGUUUUAGCAGGAAGACUAAACAUUUUCAACUGGUAUUAACUCGAAGUCUGGAUAUUACUUGGACAAACAUUUAAAACAUCACUCUACUGUUCUAGAUUUUUAUUAUUGUCAACAAAUCCACCAUAACGAAGGAAAACUUUAUAAAAAAUUUUAAUAGAAGCAAUAUUAUUGACCAUUUGAUACUGUAUUUUUAGUGAAUGUUAUUGAAAAAUGAGUAAAUAUUGCAUUUACUCAAGGCUAUUUAAAGCUGGUGACUAUCAUACUACAGUGAAUAAUUGUGGCAGCAGGAUGUUGACCAGAAUAAACUGUCACUCUGUGCGUUUUUAACACUUUUUCUUUGGACAAUAGAAGUUUACGGAACAGAGCAAUAAGCUAAAUUCGACUCUUAAGCACACGAACAAAACCAGUUGGGCUUGUUGACAAUACGAAAGACUUCCAUAAGAACAUCUACUCCAUAUGUUCAGGUGUCACCUGAAGCUUCCUCUUGCUGCUAUCUCUGUGCAACAUAUGCAAAAAAAAGCUACAGAUUUUCCACAUCUUAAAGCAUAACUUUGUAACCCUGAAAAGAAGAUGGACUUCCAUCUUCUUACCCCUUCCUCUCUGCUAUGCUUCAACCCUGCACCACAAGCCCCUCCCCUGCAGAGGACAUUUCAUGCACAUCCAGCUAGUAUUAAUAUUUAGCUUUUUAUUGUCAGAUUGUCUCAUAUCAGUGACAAAAAGUUAUUUUUAAUCAAAAUUGUAAGUUCUGCUUUAAUAGAUAAAUGUGAUUCUGAUGAUGUCAGUGGAAACUUAACACUUGUACACCAACUAUAAGCAGCAACAUCUAUUUAAAUGAGUCAUAGUCUGAUUUUGUCAUGAAGCUGCAUGAUAUUUUAAAUGCAAUCAUCAGCUCUUUAAUAGCUGGAAAGUUUGACCAAUCAGCACAUUUGGAUGAACAUCUUAUAGCUGUGGCAUUUCUCACCAUUUUGGGCUUAAUUUUGCUUUUAUAAGUCAGCGCUCAAUCUUCCAUUGAUUUAAUAUAGAGAAUAUAAACAAAGACAGGCUUUGCAAGCUCCCGAUGAGACGCCUGUUUCUAAGAAAAACUUAGUUCAUGCCCACCUGCUGGGAAAGGCCAUAAAGGCCAGUGAAUUAAUAUUUUUAUUUGAAAACAUCCUCAUUAUAUAUACAUAGAAAAACUGCUGUAAUGCAAAAGUCUGUAGUUCAAACAACAUGCAGAUAAUCACAAUAUAAUACCAGUUGUAAAUGGGGUCUUUUUUUAAUAUAUUUAUAUCUUUCUAAGGAAAUCAGUCCUGAUCAGGCAGCUGUGCUUUAAAAACGGGCUGACUUCCUCCAGUUUUUAUAUUUGAUGCAUAUCUACAGAAAUCCCAAACCAGACGUGUGAUUGUAACUCCUCUGUGCCGCUCCACUGCAGCAGUAGCUGAUCACCGCCUCGCCUUGUCCCACCGGCUGAAACCAGCCUCAACGCGGCCUUAACUCUGCAGACGUGGAGGAGCAGCAGGCUCCUCUUUCUGCAGCUGCCGUUGAGACUUGAACUGCCCUGUCGAACGUAUCCCGCAGUCUGCUGAGCCACAACACGACUGUUUGCUUUUCUCUCCAGUGGAAAUGUUUUUGGUCUUUUUUGUUUUGUUUUGUUUUUUUUUUUUUUUGCUUUUUUUUUUAUAUAUAUAAAUUUCCAAACACUAGCUCCACAAAGUGUUUGAGAUUUCAUCUGAGGGAUGAAAAAGAAGCAUGCAUACCCUUAUUUUGGGCUCCAAAACAGUUUUUAUAAUGACUUGUUUUCUAUCAUUUUUAAGGUGACUAAGUUAUGAUGAUGCAAUGUUCUAAAUGUUUUUACUUUAUAAGAAACAAAUGGCUUGUUUAAAAAAAAAGGUAGAUUUGUUUCCUUUUAGUAACUGUAGCUUGUAUAGUGUGUUAGGCAUUUUUACAUUAUUAAACCAUUUAUUCCUUA
Messenger RNA from Melanotaenia boesemani (Boeseman's rainbowfish), 5002 nucleotides. Its product is annotated as vang-like protein 2. NCBI's taxonomy places the organism in Eukaryota, Metazoa, Chordata, Actinopteri, Atheriniformes, Melanotaeniidae. Bases 878 to 2455 code for a protein of 525 amino acids. The transcript is spliced from 8 exons. Gene Ontology annotation, biological process: multicellular organism development; establishment of planar polarity; Wnt signaling pathway, planar cell polarity pathway. Gene Ontology annotation, cellular component: plasma membrane. The record is from RefSeq and is a predicted model, not a curated record.